Molecule: messenger RNA, 1129 nt
Organism: Ilex paraguariensis (yerba mate)
Lineage: Eukaryota; Viridiplantae; Streptophyta; Magnoliopsida; Aquifoliales; Aquifoliaceae
Source: the annotation of a GenBank genome assembly
AUGUCUGACCAUGAGUCUUUAGCAACAGUGGUGUAUAUGGUAGUUGAUCGGAGGUGCCCUGAAAAAGUUACAGGACCUUACAAAGAUGAUCCAGUGCCAACAUCUUUUGUUCCUGGUGCAGGAUAUCAUCUUGUAAUUGAAGCUUUUGGGGGAAGAGAAAGUGGGAGGUUACAGCACAAAAACUUAGUUAGAUUGGUGGGUGAAAAUUGUAACUGCAGCAUGCUCUCAAGACUUUUGGAGGCUGAACAAAAGAAGGUUCAAGUUCUUUGCGCUAACGGUUGCAUGGUACCUAGUCCUAUGUCAUUGCUCGGUGCAAUGCAUGAUACAGAGUUCUUAAUAACCUUCCAGUGCACCUUAAAGGAAGCCUCAUGUUGCUGUCGUGGUUGGAAAUUUGGAAUUGCCCCAGCUUGAUCUCUUUGCCAGAUGGGUUGCAGUAUCUCCGUACACUCAAACACUGCAAAUUGAAGAAUGUCGACAUUUGGAGAGGCGAUGCGAGAAAGAGAAAGGCGAGGACUGGUCAAAGAUAGCUCACAUCCCUCAUAUUUGGACUAUUGGCCUAUAUAGUCCUUGAUAUCCAAUGACUGAAAUGCAUCUGAAGGGAGGAGGAAUGGGACACCAGCUACUGAAUUUUUGCAAUCUUCAUAUUUUUUUCAUUCUUUAUGGUAUCCAGCAACUUCUUGAGCAGGAUAAAAACUUACAAGUUCAGGUUGCCAAAUUCAUGCAGCAAGCUAAGGAUUGACUGAGAAAUUUCCAUACAUGUGCCCCUGCUUUAGGGAAGGUGCAGCACCGGCGAGAGAGUAAAUUUUUGUGCCUCCAUGGGAUUAGUUGGACUUGAAACGAUCUCAGUGAUGUAGUUACAAUUAGGGGUAGCUAGAGGAAGUUGGUGGCAGCAUAUAGAUGCCCAUGUAAAUCUCGUGGGGCUUUAUCUGGCCGGACGUACAGGACCUGUUGUUCUAGGUUUCAUUCUGCAUUUGGAUGGGAUAGUGGAAGGCAGGGCCUACUGUAAAAUCAUCUCUUCUGUCUCUUACAACAGGUUUCAUAGAUUCUUUAUUCUAUUUGUGCUUUUUUUCCCUUCUUUUUCCUUUCCAGCAAAUGCUAUAAUUAGUUGGGAUAAGAAAUUAAUAUAAGG